This is a messenger RNA of Microplitis mediator, 1237 nucleotides long. Its product is annotated as GATA zinc finger domain-containing protein 10. The transcript has a single exon. The record is from RefSeq and is a predicted model, not a curated record. NCBI's taxonomy places the organism in Eukaryota, Metazoa, Arthropoda, Insecta, Hymenoptera, Braconidae. The coding region runs from base 67 to 945 and encodes 292 amino acids.
UUUAUUACAAUUACAAUAAUAUUGAUUGAUUAAUAUAUUUCAAUUAAUUAAUAUAAUUAAAUUGACAUGAUGCAAGCAGUUAUUGACUUCUGUGGAUACAAAAUUCCAGAUGAUAAAUUUGGUGUAAAAGAAUUUAGUAUUUACUACAUAAAUAAAGAUAAUAAAAUUAUUCGUAAAAUAUUUAAUGUCGUACAACCACCAUGUGAAUGGCACAAUUUACAACAGGUAACUAAAAAUGAAUAUAAAAAGUUUUACGAAAUAUAUGGUAUUAAUUUUAAAGCAGGUUCUUACAAGUACAAUUUAUCUAUUUUUGGUUUGAAUAAAUAUUUAAGAACUAUGAAAUGUAUAUACGUCAGUGAUUUAGGGAAAAAAGAUAUAUUGUUAAAGUAUGUUCUUUAUAGGAGAAAAAAAAAUAUCAUUUGUAUGAAUGAUUUGGGGUAUGUUAUUAACCAAGAAAUGAAAACUAAAUGCAGCAAUCAUGAAAAUCCGGAUAAAAAUAAUUGUGUCAAUGAUAAUGCUUUAGCUAUGACUGAUUGGCUUUUGAAAUCGAAAUUGAACGUUUGUAGUAAUGUCAGUAGUGAUAAUGAUGACAAUGGCCAAACUGAAGAACCUCGAAAUGCAAAACCUCCAAAUAAAGAACCACCAAAUGAAAAACCACAAAAUGAAGAACCUCAAAAUGAAAAGUCUCAAAAUGAAGAACUUCAUAAUAAAGAACCUCAAAAUGAAGAACCUCAAAAAGAAGGACCUCAAAAUGAAAAGCCUCAAAAUAAAGAACUUCAAAAUAAAGAACCGCAAAAUGAAAAACUUCAAAAUGAAGAACUUCAAAAUAAAGAACCGCAAAAUGAAAAACUUCAAAAUGAAGAAUCUCAAAAAAAAGAACCUCAAAAUGAAAAACCUCAAAAUGAAGAAUCUCAAAAUGAACAAGAAAUAGCGAUGGAAGAAUAAAUUUACAAUUACAGGGGUUAUCAGAUAUUUUCGGCUGAGUUUUUUUCGGAAACAAAAUCUCUAAAGACAAAAUACCGACCGCACAUUGAUGCACUACUGUCUAAUCUAGCGAAGUGCGCUUAAAUUGUUUGACAAUAUUCGUUUGUUUAAGAGAAAAACUCGGCCAAAGUUUCCAAUUACUGCACAAGUGCAACAAAGAUAGUAUCGUUCGUGGACUUAAGUGUAAUAGAGAGAGAAGUACGAACCCCUGAUAAUUUACUUAUGAAAUUGAUGAAAAAUUUACUAAUUAUAA